Molecule: messenger RNA, 2172 nt
Organism: Pediculus humanus corporis (human body louse)
Lineage: Eukaryota; Metazoa; Arthropoda; Insecta; Psocodea; Pediculidae
Product: S-antigen protein precursor, putative
Exons: 3
Coding region: 1-2172 (723 amino acids)
Source: RefSeq, a predicted model, not a curated record
AUGCUUGCAAAUGAUUUUUCAUCGAAUGGUGAAGAUGAAAGUUUCGAUGAUUCUUAUGGUAGUUCAUUAACAGAUUCUUUUACAAGUUUGGAAUUAAAUAAAAGUGAAAAUCAAAUCAACGAACAAUGGGAAGCCAUUGAAAAAACAUUAUACGAAGAAGAUGGAGAACACGUGACAAAUCCGACUCUGUUAAAAGAAUGUAAAUUAUGGAGAGAAUCAUUUCCUCAUAUUCGCAUAAGAGGAACUAAAAUCGAUUUGAAACAACAGGAAGAGGAGAAGGAAAAGGAAGAUGGGGAUGAAAACGAUGAGAAAAGCGUUCAAACGUUAGAAAAUCAUUUGAAAUUAAAUAAUAUUGAAAAAAAGAGGGAAAAAAUAAAAACAAAAGUCGUGGACGAAUUAGUCGAGAGAUUGAUAGCAAAAUUUAAUUUGAAAAAACAAAAUGGUUUACAAGAUCAAAGUUCAAAAUGGGAAAACGUUCAAAAUGGCGGAGUUGAAAUAACUGAAAUAACAACAACAUCAUCCGAUUUACAAUCGCCGUCAUCGAAUAAUAAUAAUAAUAAUAAUAAAGAAAAUGAUUCGUCGUUUAAAACCGAAAACGAUAAUGAUGAUAAUAAUAAUGUAAAUAUUAAUAACGGUCACGAUGAUGAUGGUGGUGGUGGUGGUGGGAGUGGGGGUGAUGAUGGCGACGAUGAUGACAAUAAAUUAAAUGAUAAAAAAAUAAUAGGGAUAAUUAAUGAAAAUAAAAUUGUUCUUCCAAACGGCGAUAGGGAAUCGUAUUACGAACGUGGAAAAUCAUCGACUUCCGGAAAUGAAGAAAAAAAUUUCGAUGAUAUUGAAAAAAGGCUGUGCGAAAUAUUUGAUUCGUGGGAAAUGGACGACGUUCACAAUUCUGAGGCGAAUCGAGAUGGCGGUGGCGAUGAUGAUGGCGAUGGCGAUGGCGACGACGACGAUCGUGAUUUUCUCGUUAGAAAAAAAAAAUUUGAUAAAAAAAAUGACGAGUUUAUAAAAUCCCCGGAAAAUAAUAUUUUCGACGUUAAAAAAUUAAUUGCGAAUUCACGUCGUCGGGAUUACGAUUUGUCGGAUUUUGAUUUGAAAGUACCCGUCGGGGAAACAAUCGGAUUAAAACCGGAUAAAAAAUCGGUAUCAUCGAAAAAGUCGAAAUGCGGCGAUGGACGUUUCAGCGAUGACGUCAUAAAACCAUUCGAAAUGACCCGGAAAAUCGACAAGAGAUACGAAGGAUUGUUGACGUCGAUAUUGGAAAAGAGAAAUGUUUUCGUCGGUAAUUCGAAAAAGAAAAACUUUGGUUCCGGAAAACACCAACGUAACACUGCCAGGGAAAAUUCGUCGGGAGGGGAUACGAACGAAAGUUAUCGAGCGCAUUUGGAAAAAAUACGGAAAAGUUCGGGAUUCGACGAAUUGUACAAACGAUCCCGUUCGAAUUUACCGAAAAUAAAUAAUAAAAAUAAUUACUGGUUGGAAAGGGGUGAGAUUCACGCUCGUGACACGUCACAAAACGAUUUGAUGCGUUUGAAAAAAUUUAGAGAAAUGACGGGAAAAAGGGAAACGGGAACGAAAACGACGAAGAUGACGAAGAUGUACGAUUUCGACGACGACGACGAUGACGACGUCUAUUACCACGACCGAGGGGAUUACCAACGAAAUCCCUAUUACGUCGAAUACGAUGAUGAUAAAUUAUUAAGGGAUUUUAAACGGGAAAUGGGAUGCGUUUACAAGAGGCCGCCUAUGACUAAACUGGGGGGUGGUUUGGAAAAAAUUAAUUUGAAUCGUCCUAAACCGUUCGGGUUGUCGUCGUUGUCGACGACGUCGUUUUUACCAGGAGAAUAUGUUAGAAAUUCCACUUAUAAAUCCACGUCGAGUUGCGGGGAUUCGCCCGAGGGAACGUUUAAAAACAUGCAGAAAACGAAAAAGAAUAAAAUAUACAAAGGAGGGGAAGAUGGGGGGAGGGGGAAAAAAGAAACGUUUGGAAAAUGUAAAAAUUCAACGAAUUCGAACGUCGGAAGGAGCAAAAGUCAAAAUUUUUCAAGGAAUCGUACGAUUAAAGAACAUUCUGGAAUAUUACCACCCAUCGAAUCGAGCAUCAUAUGUAGAGAAUUGACCGGAUAUACGAAGAAAAUGGUCACGAAAACGGGAAAAUCAAAUAAAAGAUUAUGA